AUCCCAAUUUCAAUUUUUAUAUUGUUUUGAUUUUUAUUUUAUAACGACGUUAGAAUUCUUUCUAAUAGUAGCUUUGUAAUCUGACUGUCAUCAUUCUGGCUGUCAUCCACCGAGACCGUGUGUGACUUAAUUUUACAAAAACGGCUCUGGCAGCAGUUAUCCCACAUUGAUUUCGGAAAAAUAUCAAUAUGAUGAGCUUACGUUUCUGUGCAACCUCGGCCGGGCAUUUGUUUCGACGAGCGGCAUUUGGCAGUGCCAGUGUCAUGCGUUCAUCCUCUAAUGUUGCUGCUGUUGAGGCCGCCAGUAGUUCAUCAAAACAUUCGGCCACUACUGGAAGCAGUACCGGUAAAGAUUCGGUCGAUGUAAAAGCGCCAGAAGAUGCCACUAAAAAUCCUAAAUAUUCCUUGGUUGCUGCCGCCUUUGAAAAUUUACAAAAAGAUGAUUCUUCCCAGGCAUCUGCAUCGUCAUCGAAAGCCAACACCAGCGCAUCUAAGGGAUCCAACAUAGAUGAACGCAUCACAAAUGCCAAGACCAUUAAUGGUCUUUUGGGCAUCACCGAAGGCAAUACUGUGUUGACACGCAAACAUGCCCUUCGAAUUGUAUCCAUACUGUCGGAAUGGAGCAGUAUGAAUCGCGUUAAGCUAAAUGAAUUUGAAAAUGAUCCACGUUUCUUAAAGGUUUGCCGUAUGCUUGGACGUACUGUACCCAAGAAUGGCAAUGGCGAUAAGGUUGGGGAUGGCUCAUCAAAACGUAUUUCUGGUUUUCGAACAGAUGAUCUCAACACAGUUUUGGGUGUUGCUGGUGAUGAUGAAGCUGCCAAACUUAUAGCUAGCAUUAGUCUACCACAAAUGGUUAAAGUGAUGAGUACUUUGGCGGCACGCAAAAGACGUAGUACCCCUUUAUUACGUUCCUUGGCUUUUAACAUCAGCAGUUCGACGGAACAUUUGGAUUUGAAACAAUGUGGUGAUGUUUUUUAUGCAAUGGCUACUUUGAACUUCCAAGAUUCCGUAUUGGCGGCCAAACUCUGUGCUGAUAUCCAGGCUGCUUUGCCAAAGAAUACUGAUAAAUCGGCUGUGAUUGGUUCUAUUCUGACAAGUUUGGGUAUUUUAAAAUACAGGGAUUUGGACAUUAUGGAAUCUCUAACUCAGUGGACCAUUAAACAUAGCGAUAUCUGCCGGCCACAGGAUUUAAGUGCUCUCUUUUUAACCUCAGCCAUGUUGAAUUUUAAAAGCACCAACAUCGAGGAGGUCCAGCAGAAGCUGGCCAAGACAAUCGUUCAACAGGAUUUCAGCAAAAGUGUUGAUUGGCUAAAUCAUGUAUGGGCCAUGACAAUUCUUGGUUUGAGUACAAACCAGCAGCUGGAAAGUGUGUUGAGCAAAUCAUUUAUAGAUAAAAUCCAAACUGAGAAGACUGGCCUAAGUGCAACAUCUAAAAUGAAGUUGUUAAACCUUAAUAGUUACGCUCAAAUGUUAUCUUCUGACUACAAGGGUGAAUUAAUUCCGACCGAUAGUGAAGUAUAUAAAGUUCCAAUGGCCCAUGCUAAGGGGAAGCAGGUGCUGGUCAAUGGUCUGUUGGAUGCCCUAAAGAGUCUGUUGCCAUCUCAAAAUCAUGUUAAUAGUUUGGUUGACAGCAAAAUGGGUUUUCUAAUUGAUGCUGUUUGUGUAUUCGAUAAUAAGCGUAAUCCUUUGCCACUCGACAAAACACAUAAGGAUGCAAUCAAAGUUGCGUUAAUGAUUGUCGAUUAUCAUGAUAUCUGUCACGGUACCCAUAAAUCGGCUACCGGUAUUACCAGCCUUAGUUGUGAUCUGCUGGAAAAGACUGGCUAUAGAGUCAUACCGAUACCGUACAAUGAAUUCAAUACCAGUGAUAAACUGCUGAAGCGAGUCCAGUAUUUGGAAAGCAAAUUCAAGGCCCUUAUUAAAUAGUUUUAAUAAAUCAAUGAUAUGAUUUAAUCAUAAUUGUAGAGAAGAGCGAAGGAAUCAACAAUUAAACAAAUGUUUUUAGUUUUAAACCAAAAUUGUUAAUGGAAAGUGUGUAUAAUACAUUGUUGUACUUGAAUUUUUUUUAAAGUAUACUUUAAAACGAUCCAAAACCAAAUGAAGGUGAAGAAUAGUACACAAGAAUAUAACAAAUAUUGUAUGCUUAGUUUAAAAUUUAUUAUUAAAUUUUAUUUAAUAUUUCAAAUCAAGAAAACAAUUAACAAAUUUC
Messenger RNA from Musca domestica (house fly), 2208 nucleotides. Its product is annotated as FAST kinase domain-containing protein 4. The transcript is spliced from 6 exons. The record is from RefSeq and is a predicted model, not a curated record. The coding region runs from base 189 to 1925 and encodes 578 amino acids. Gene Ontology annotation, biological process: regulation of mitochondrial mRNA stability. Lineage: Eukaryota; Metazoa; Arthropoda; Insecta; Diptera; Muscidae.